AGAGUUUGAUGCUUGACAGAAGUCGAGAGUGAAAUUAACGGAACGGAACUGUGAAGACAUAUCGCACAACUGCUUUAGACUUAGGUUAGUCAAACCAAACGAUUCAGCACUACUGCUCAACGGUCAACCAAUACAAAAACACUCGGUGCAGCGAAGCAAAAAAUCGGCUUUUGUCCAAUAAGCCCUCUGCAUUGACAACUGGGCAAACGCUCAUGUUCCACAUUCAUGAAUUCAAGCACAAUGCCCUCUCCAAACGGGGAAGCAUUCUUCUUGCCAGCAGAGAGGGCGCAGGGGCUGGCCAAUUAUCCCCAUGCGCGCAUUGUCCCUGCCAGCCAGAAAACUCUGUUUGUCUCUGGAACGUCUUCAAGGCGGGGCGACGGAAGUUAUGCGGGGUGCACAACUGAUGCCAGCGGUAACCACACUCUCGACAUUCGGGAACAGACGAAAGCUGUUCUUGAGAACAUUCAGUCAAUCAUCAAGGGCGCAACCAAUGGAACAGCAGGCUUGGAGUGUGUACUCAAUGCUACGGUAUUCCUGACAGAUAUGAAGGAUUACGCAGGCAUGAACGAGGAAUGGAACAAGGUUUGGCCCGACAAGACCAAGGCUCCCGCCAGAACAUGCAUCCAGGUAGCCGCACUGCCGAAUGUGAGGCUGAACGUCGAAAUCCAAUGUACAGCGUUGUAUUAGGAUACCUCACAGAAAGAAAGUUGGGAGGACUCGAGCAGAGAGUAGGACACCAAUUUCAUGAAGGCACUCUCUGUUAAUUGACAACCGUACCCGUAUAAGGGCGUUACUUCUAACAGAAGUUUUCCUCAAAUUCGGUAGCUAUAACUUUCUGUAGUUGGGUUCUACAACCGCCCUUAUAACUAGUACUAGAGGCAAAACAAGGUUAGGUUAUUGGCAUGGCACAAGAAAGUUGAGCAGGGUGUGAAUGAGAGGUUAAAACGAUUGAUUGAUCGGGAAUUGAGUUAACAAGAUUCCAUUUCAUCUCAUGAAGCUAGUAACUACCUGAGCUCACCACACGCAUGAAAAUUGGUGGUGCAAGAUGGUACUUCUUCUCUGGCGCCCCGUGGCUCUGAAUUCCUGUUUUCUCCUGCCUAGGGCCGACAAUGUGGUGUGCUGACGC
Messenger RNA from Truncatella angustata, 1126 nucleotides. Its product is annotated as Endoribonuclease L-PSP/chorismate mutase-like protein. The coding region runs from base 226 to 687 and encodes 153 amino acids. Gene Ontology annotation, cellular component: cytosol; mitochondrion. The transcript has 2 exons. The record is from RefSeq and is a predicted model, not a curated record. Lineage: Eukaryota; Fungi; Ascomycota; Sordariomycetes; Amphisphaeriales; Sporocadaceae. Gene Ontology annotation, molecular function: deaminase activity.